This is a messenger RNA of Nerophis lumbriciformis (worm pipefish), 1653 nucleotides long. The record is from RefSeq and is a predicted model, not a curated record. Lineage: Eukaryota; Metazoa; Chordata; Actinopteri; Syngnathiformes; Syngnathidae.
AUGGCGGGGAGAUCGGGCGACAAGAUGUUUUUCUGUAGGUUGAUCUGUCUGAAGAUGCCUCUGAACCACAGAGAGGAAAUGUACCACAUUUUAAGGAUGACUGGGCCUCUGUUGCUCUCUAGGGUCCUCAUUUACCUGCUUCCCUUCGUGGUCACCAUGUUCUGCGGACGUUUGGGCAAUGAUGUGAUGGCAGGCUUUGGAUUAGCUUCUGCUACCAUUAAUGUGACCACGGCGGCUACCGGAUACGGUCUUAGUCUUGCUUGUGAUACGUUGGUCUCCCAGACCUUUGGUGGUAAAAACCUGCUGCGCGUGGGAAUGAUCCUUCAGCGAGGUGUUGUAAUUCUGCUGUUGUUCUGUCUGCCCUGCUGGGGUCUGCUUCUCAACGCCCAGAGCCUCCUGCUGCUCAUGGGCCAGGACCCUGAGGUCACCCGAAUAGCACAAGUGUACAUCAUUGCCUUCCUACCAGCUGUGCCAGCAAUGUUUCUACACAAUCUUCAAGUGUCUUACUUGCAGAACCAGGGUAUAAUACUUCCACAAAUGUACACUGCAGCCAUGGCAAACGUUGUCAACUUGCUGAUGAACUAUGUCUUCUUACACUGGCUCGAUUUAGGUGUGACGGGCUCAGCUGUUGUAAACGCUUUCUCUCAGAUUUGCAUCUGUGCUUCGCUGUUUAUUUACAUUCACUGGAAGAAGUUGCAUGUAUCAACAUGGGGAGGCUGGUCAGUUGAAUCUUUGCAGGAAUGGGGCUCCUACAUGAGGCUAGCUGUUCCAAGCAUGCUCAUGAAGUGUUUUGAGUGGUGGAUCUAUGAGUUUGGGGGAUUCUUUGCUGGCAUGUUGAGUGAUGAUGAGCUUGCCGCCCAACAUGCAGUGAUGAUGGUGACUUUACUGGCCUACAUGUUCCCUUUCGGCAUCCAGGCAGCUGCUUGCGCUCGGGUGGGCAACGCCCUCGGGGCAGGAGACACGGGCAGAGCCAUCAUCGCCUGCAAGGUGUCGCUCACCCUUGCAGGUGCAUUUGCAGUGGUUGAAGGUAUCGUGCUUGGUGCAACUAAAUCAAAGAUUGGCUACAUCUUCACUUCUGAUCAGAAGAUUGUCAAUCUGGUGUCCCUCUUGAUGAAUGCAUACUGCUUCCUUCAGUUCUUUGAUGGCCUUGUGUGUGUGUGCACGGGCAUCUUCUUGGGAGCUGGAAAACAGAAAAUUCCGGCUGUGGCUAACUUUGUCGGAUACUACGGCAUUGGACUCACAUUGAGCGUUACGCUCAUGUUUGUGGCAAAGCUCCGAAUUUUGGGUUUCUGGCUGGGGAUUCUGAUAUGUGUGAUCUUGCAGUCCACACUUUUCAUCAUUGUCAUCUUCAGGCUAGACUGGGAGAGAAUGACAGAGGAGGCUGUGAAGCGUGCCCAAAAAAAUACACAUGUGGCCGAACAGGAACAGUACCAGCCCGUCAUGUGGGAGGCCAACGCAGUACCACAGCAACAGGUUAAUGCUGACCAGCUCCCAGUGAGCCAGCUGCUGCUCAGGCGAGGUCUCACGCUAUUGGCUGCCAUCGCUCUGCUGGCAAUCGGCACCUGCGUGUACUUGCUGGUACCUCUCCCGGAGGCCCCGCCCUCCAAAAGUAAUCUGACUGCAAUAGAAUGGGGCAAUAGCACACACUAUUAA